Sphenostylis stenocarpa is the source of this 633-nucleotide messenger RNA. The record is from the annotation of a GenBank genome assembly. NCBI's taxonomy places the organism in Eukaryota, Viridiplantae, Streptophyta, Magnoliopsida, Fabales, Fabaceae.
AUGUCGAACAAGAAGGAGUGCGACCACCACAAGGGGAAGAAGAAGAGGAUCUUCCGGCAAGUGUUCUGGUGCAUAGCGGUGUUCCUCUUCAUCGUGUUGGUCACUAUUCUUCUCAUAUGGGCAAUCCUUAGACCUACCAAACCCACCUUCACUCUCCAAGACGUCACCGUUUACGCCUUCAACGCCACCGUCGCCAACUUCUUGACAUCCAAUUUCCAAGUCACGCUCAUCUCACGGAACCCCAACGACAACAUCGGAGUCUACUACGACCGCCUCGAAACCUACGUCACUUACCGGAGCCAGCAGGUGACCUACCGCACCGCCAUCCCUCCCACCUACCAGGGCCACAAAGAUGUCAAUGUUUGGUCGCCGUUUGUCUACGGCACCAACGUCCCCGUCGCCCCCUUCAACUUCGUCGGCCUCAGCGAGGACCAGGCUAACGGUAACGUCCUCAUCACCAUCAAAGCCGACGGCAGAGUCCGCUGGAAGGUCGGCACCUUCAUCUCCGGCCGCUACCACAUCUACAUCCGCUGCCCCGCCUUCAUCUCCUUCGGCUCCCGCAGCAACGGCAUCGUCGUCGGCGAAAACGCCAUGAAGUUCCAGAUCAUCCAACGUUGCUCCGUCAGUGUUUAA